CGGCAAACACAACAUUUCAAAAUAUUUUUAAAGCGUCUAUUUGAUCAAAUUAUGUUCUUAUAAGUUUAAAAUAAAUUAAUAAUUUAAUUUAUUAAUAUAAUAAAAAUGGAUUCAAAAAAACGCAGGAGCACGCUACGAAAAUCCAUAUCAACUGACGUUGACGUCAUAAAAACUCAGAUAAAGAGACGUAUUAGUUUUAGUGGAAAAAAUUCAGUAAGGGUAUUUCAUGGCGAAGAAGAACCAAAAACAUGGAACAAUUCCUAUGAAAUUUCGGAUCAUUUAAAUGGAAACGAAACUGCAUCAAAUUUAGGGGCACCCUUCAAAAAUGAAAUAACACGAAGCGCUUUAAAAAUUAAACACAAUAAUAAGGAAAAUGUUGGACAAUCGAAUAUGCAACAGGAGUUGCAAAUGGAAUCAAGUAACCAUCUGAAGAAUAUGUCUGUUAACAACAAUCAAUCAAUCUUUAGUACAACUAAAGAUUUAAUUAAUAAUUCAUAUCAACAUCAAAGCAGUAAAAAGUUUCACAUUGAGAAUAGCGUCGAUAUCACACUCAACGAAAGUGAAAUACAAAAUUUUCAAAAUGAACCAUACAAAGAUGGGGAACAAACAACAAAUAAUUUGUGCAGUUUUUCAAUGACUGAUAAUGAAAAGGAACCGAGAUCAAUUAUAUUUGCUGAUAGAACAGUUGACUAUAUGAACGAAUUAAAAAUAGAUUCGUUAAAUAUCAGAGAUGAUACAAAAACAAACGAUUUUAAGGAUGGUAAAUCCGUCACAGUUUUCAGUGAAUAUAUGGAUGAGGACCAAUAUGUUGAUUUUACAUGUACCAAGGUUAAAAGUUCCAAGGAGCCAAUAACAAUUUAUAUGAAUGAUUCCCUGUCAAUAUCAGGCAAUGAAAAUAUAAUAAAAAGUAAUAGAAGAACAAUACGGCAAGCUACAGCAAUGAAUCUUUCCCCCAAUAUGGCUAAACAAUAUGACAAAGAGAAUGUAAAUCCAACAUCACUACACAAUGUGAACGAAACUCAAAAUGAAACUUGCGAAAUGGAAAUAAAUGAUGACCUCAAAAUACAAUCGCAAACAAAUGAUGUUAAUGUUCAAAAAGAAACGCUUGCAUUUCAAGAAAAACUAAAUCGUUUGUCAUUUUUACAAGAUUCUGAUGAUAAUAUGAAUAUCGAUAAUAGUUUAGAAGCUCGUAUUGCAGAGCCCAAUAAUAAAGCGAGGCCAACCAUCAGCUUUAAUGAUGCUAUCGAAAUGUCUCCAAAAGAAACAUUAGCCAAAAAUAAAAAAAAUUCUCGUGCAACAAUUAAUUGUAAUCAGCCAAUUGAAAUAUCACCACAGAAAGGUAAAAGUGAAAGUUCUCAAAUUAUAAUGCCCAUUAAAAAAGUAAACUUCCGACAGAGUAUUAACUUUAAUAAAACUAUUGAAUUUUCUCCGAAUAAAGUUGAGGUAAAAACAGGGUACAAGGAUAAGUCGAGGCAAACUCUAAAUUUUAACCAGUCAAUGGACAUUGAUUCCAAAAAUGCAAUAGUUGGAGAGUGCAAUAAUCAACAUGAAACUAUACCAAAAGAAAGAUCUCGUCCUACUAUAACUUUCCAUCAACCCAUAGAAACCAGUCCACCCAAAGUAAAAACAAAUUUGCCAAGACAAACGAUUAAUUUGAAUGGAGAUACUUCUAAUUCUCCUGCCAAGCUAACACAAGAACCUGCUUCUACCAAUAACAUAAAUGUUCCAGAAAGUAUUCGCAAACCUGGUCAGUUACCAAAGUUAGUUGUUCGGAAAAUAUGUACACCACUUGUAAAUAAAAGUAAAAAUCCGAUCGAUUUGGAGCAACAAAGAAUGUUGCGUUACAAAAAGAAACAAGAACAGAAUGUAGCACCUGGUAACGUUGAAAAUGUGACAACUGUUGGAAUAGAAAAAGGAAAUCCAUCAAAUGCGGAGAAGUCCUUAAACUUUUCGUUGAGUAGUGUAAAAAACAUGUCUUUAUCGCCUGACUCGUCGUCUCCUUUAAUUCCAUCCGAGUUUAAAGCUUUGAACUUUAAGCAGUUAAAUGACGAGCUUGAACGUGGCAAAAUAAAUGUUUUUGCUAAUGCUCCAAAAACUCCCAGUACUGAUCGUAAGAACCGGAAUACCGCAUCAAAGCAUUUUCAGUCAUCUUCGCAGCCUGUAACCAAACAAAGGAGAACUCUCGUUUUUGAUGAUGUAGAUAUACCGACAUCGUCUGACGACACGUUGAACAAGGACGUAAAAACUUUAAAAUCAAAUAAUUAUUUCGAUUUUAACAGUACUCAAGAUAACAUUGGACAAAACAAGAAGUAUAAUGAUAAGUGUCGUUACUCACAAGCCGAUGAUAUAAUGCUGGAUAAUACUAGUUUCCUAACAAGAGCCAAACUAAGCGAUGAGACUGUAUGUCGGAGUAAUUCAAAGAGGGAAGUAACACAACUAAAUGGUAUCAUGGACUUAUUUGAUGAAUCAUUAAGAGAUGCCGCCAGUAAACUUGACAGAGGUUUAUUAAGUUCAUGUGUAAAAGCUAAAAAAUCAUGCAAUAAAGAAAAUGAUACGCUUAGUUCUAUGUUUCAAAAUGCUAAACCUAUAUUUACACAAGCAAUUGCAAAUAUUAAAGAAUGUAAUAAUUAUAUGGAUGCUUUCGAUAUAAUGGCCAUUUCAACUGAAGUUGAUUCUUCUAAAUUUAAAAAACAUGAAAAUAAAUACGAAAGCAGUUUUCAAAAUCCGCGUCGGACUAUACUUUUAAAUCAAAACAUUGAACCUUGUGAGGUAUAUACUAGUAACUAUAGAGACGCAAAUGAAAUUCAUGUUGUGCAAAGUGAUAGAAAUGGUCAGGCUGGUAUUUGUUCAAAUACCCAAUUGGAAAUCGAUGACCAAUAUGGCAAUGAUAUUGAAAAAUCACAACAAAAAAUACUUCACGAAAUUCCAAGUCGAUCACAUGAUAAUCAUAUUAAGAAAAUAGAACACAUAAAUGAAGUUGAAUCGAUUUAUAAGAAGGAAAAUAUCGAAGUUGAUAAUUUCUCUCACAAUUCAAAGCUAAUAAGAAAAACAUUACAUUUCAAUAAUGAAUUUUGUGAGCUGGAUGAAUCGAUAGCACAGCAGCAAUUGGCCAAAAGAUUAACUAAUACUGUAGAUACAGAUUUAAAUGAUGAAAAUAAUGUUUUCUUAGAAAAAUGUACAAGACAAACAAUAUAUCUUAACAAUGAUAUCGAGGAAUCAUUCAACUCUGAAGCCAAAGAAAAUACCAAUAAGGAAAAGUCUUCCAAAUCGAAUAAUAUUAAUGAUGAUUUUAAUGAUUUUCAUCUUAAUGUGGAUGGUAAUUCAAUGCUCUGUAAAGACGAAAAUAUUAACACUCUAUGUACUGAUACCAUUAGCAAUAAAAGACAAACACUGUACCCUAACGAUUAUAUCGGAGAUGAAAUAAUUUUCGACCAUGAAAAAAGAACUGUUAUUCCGCAAGAUAAUAAAAACAUAUCAGAUGAAAGUAAAAACAAUCGUAGAAAUACCAUAUACUUCGACAAUGAUAAUAUAAUUGAAGAUAAUCAAGCAACAGCAAAAGAAUGUGAUAAAUCUAAAAUCGAUAAAAAUGGUAUAACUUUAAUGUACAACCAGGAAAUUUACUUUGAUGAAACCCUUGAAAAACCAGCUAAAUCUGUAGAACCAAUUCAAUUACUGGAAAAUAUUGAAACCGACGGUUCCAAAUCAACGAGAAAAAAGGAAAUACAGAUCGAAAUGGAUAAGAUGAAUACUAAGAAAAAUAUUGAUGCUGAAAAUACUGAUGAAGGAAAUUUUAAUUCGAAAUCUCUAAGGAAAACUCUAUACUUCAACAAUGAAAUUCCGACUGAAAACACGAUUAAAAAUAUUGAUGUUGAGAAAGUUGAUACAGGUGUUUUCCAUUCAAAACCAUUGAUAGAGAAUCAAAGUGUUAACCAUGAUGGGUCAGAAAUAAAUAAAACAGGUAUUUUUGAUUCAAAUUCAGCGAGAAAAACAUUGUAUUUCGAUAAUGGAAUUUCAGUCGAAAAUGUUCCGAUUGAAAAUAUUCAAACUAUAAAACCAGUUACAAUUUCUUGUAACUUAAACCAGGAGAUAAAAACGAUGCACUUCGAUAAUGAAGUUUGUUUAUUAGAUCAAUGCAAAUCACAAACAACAAACAACGAUUUUUGCUGUCCAAAGCAGGAUAAGCUGAUGGAUUUAAGUUUGGAUACAAUAUAUAGCAGCAAUGACAAUGAGAAUAAAAAACAAUUUGUGCCUCGUAGGAAAAGUAUUUAUACAGCUGAGAACAUGGACUUAUCGUUUGACGCAGAUGAACAAGAAAACAAUGGAAUUGUAAGUGAACCACAAGUUCCCUGCGAAGAUAAUCGUAUGAUGGAUUUGACUUUAGAUGUAGACCAGCAGAUUACAAAUACAUUUGAAUUUGCUAAAGAUGAUAAAAUAAUUGAUUUUAAAGAUAAUAAUGAAAUGUCCUGUCCAAGGAAGGAUAAGAUGAUGAAUUUUAAUGACAAUAAACAACAAGUGGUGUCUCAUAGAAAGAGUAUUUAUACAGAUGAGCAAAUGGAUUUAACAUUUGACGGAGAUAAACAAGAGGAAAAUGUAAUUUUAUCUAAACAACAGGUGUCCAGCAAUGAUAACCGUAUGAUGGAUUUGACUUUAGAUUUUUGCCAGCAUAAUAAUACAUCUAAAUAUGUUAAAGGUGAUAAAAUCAGUGAAUUCAAAAACAAUAAUGAAAUUUCAAUCAAUCAAUCGUUUACGCCCGCAGAAAAUUAUCAAUUUCCAGAGCCUGGUGAACCUUUGAAUGCGGCCAAAAUGGUGUUGGCACGUUAUACCAAUUCAAACUCCAUGACUAGUAAAUCGAAAACAACGAACAUGCAAGAAAAUGCUCCAAUGACACCGGUGAAUUUUACUGGUAGUAAUUCUAAUAAUCGUCUGAUUUAUAUGACUCCCCGACUAUCUCUUCUGGAAUUUACAGCUGAGGAAAGAAAGGCUAAAGAAGAGGAGCGUUUACAGAAUACGAAAUAUAUUAGCCCGCUCCGAAAUGAAGGUAAUAAUAAACGUUUACCAGUCAAUUUAACGCCAGUACUUUCAAUUCCAAAAAAGAGACAAACAUUAGUUUUUGACAAUUGUCAAAUUGAUGAAUCGAGCACUGAAACUGAAAAGAUUACAGAAAAACUUGUAAGUCCUAAAAUACUGGAUUACGAUAUGGAGGUGCUUGAGAAGCAGGAGCCUUUACGCCUAAGUAGGCGUGGAACUUAUAACCACAACCAAGCUAUUGAAAUGUCCGGUAUUAUUUCAAAUGAAUCUGUAUUACACACUCCAACACCGAAAGAUAAAAAAUCGUGUAUUCCAAUACCAAUUAGUAGUGGAAAGAAAUCGUAUAAAUCUUCCGAUAAUCACAAAGAAGCAGAAAAUCAAUUUGAUAUGGAAGCUGUUAAUCUUGCGGAGAGCAUUCAAUUUAUGCGUAGGGCAACAACGUUUACACAAAGAAGAGACACGACAAUCGGACCAAUUGAUUUGAAUAUUGAAAAUGAGCCUGCACGAAAGCCUUCGAUAUUCGAAGGAAAUCCCAUUACUAUUUCUGAUGUUUCUGUCUUCUUUGAAGUUCAAAGAAAAAGCAACAGUCUUAUUUCAGAAACUGAUAACGAAUUAGCUGUGGAACUCUUUGACGUUAGCGGCUUGAAAGCUAUAGAUAGAGUGAAAAAAAGUUUAGAGAAUCAUCAUUUAAAUCUUACAUUGGAAGAUAUAGAGCAAACACGUUUAAGUCUUGUGCGAAUAUCAUACGAAGAACAAGAAGACAAUUUAGCAGAAGAUACGACUUCACCAAGUGGUGAUGUAGUUGUUGAGAGUGUUGAUAACAAUUUAGAUUGGAAAAACAAGCGCCAAAGUGUGAAUUAUUUACGUAAUAUCUCCGCUGUUUGUCGAAAAUGUAAACGUUGUCAGGAGACGGUUUUAAAUGAAACUACUUCAAGUACAUACGAUUCGUUUGUAUUGCCUCCAUUACCGCCUCUUCCCGAUUUGGGAAUAGAUCGUUUAAGACGUUUACGCAAACGACCAAUUAUAUCGGAUGUAAAUAUUAUGUGGCAGCGCGUCAGCCUAGAUCGAACAAUAAUCAAUCCUUUUAAUAUUUCCGACGAUGAGAGCCAAAUUAUUUCCGAUCUGGAUGACGAAAUUGAAGAUGAGUCUAGUGCAGUUACAAAAUGCAUAAGAAAUUAUAAAAAUGAUUUAUUAAGUUUAGAAACUGAUCUGCUGGCGAAACAACAAAACGAACCAUCUACAAAAGAACUGCCAUUUGUUUUAAGAUUGGAUAUCCUUUUAAGCGCCAACUCAACUAAUUGGAUAUUUGACUUUAAAAUGCAGUCUCGUGGCCUAUUAGUAUUCACUCAUAAAAAAUUGUUCACGUUUGCGAUAUCAUUGCAAUUUGACGAAAUUGAUGUCUUUGGAAACGACAUCAAUGUAAAAUGUGUCAAACUAGAAAAAGGACACGUUUUGGAAAAGAAUUGGAAAGCAAUUGAUUUUGUUUUAGAUUUUCAAUUAAAAUUGAAUUUACCUUUUGAUCUUCAAUCGUUGUGUGAAGGAAGCAAUGAAAAUGAUGUAUUCAAAAUGUUGCAAGCAAUCGAUCGAGUGUGUUUGGAUACUAUACAAAUGGGAAAUUAUUUGCAGCGAAUAUCAUUUACGAAUCAGGCAUCGAUUAUAAGAGAUGAAUUGCGAACGUACGUACGUAAAAUUAUUCGUAAAAUUGUCAAGAGAACUGAUAAUGAUUUCAGACAUGUGGAGAAAACUGAAAUUAAAGUGGAAUUGCUAAAUCUUAAGAAGUUGAGCUUCAAAAAUAUUAUUUCCCCAUCACUUCAUAAUUUCCAAGAAGAAAUUCACUUACUGCCAACUGGCUUGCAGUUUUUGGAAGAAUUUCUACCGAAUCCUUUGAAUUACAUCAAUCAUCAUUAGCAUUUAAUUCCAUUUCAAUGUAAUUGUAUUUUUUAUAUUUAGUUACUAAUUUUAUUUUUACCACUAAAUGCUAAAUAAUCUAAAAUGUUGUUUUUAUUAACAAUAAAUUCACAAUAUUACACAAUAAACCUGCAAACACUUUCU
Messenger RNA from Lucilia cuprina (Australian sheep blowfly), 7080 nucleotides. RefSeq lists its product as uncharacterized. The record is from RefSeq and is a predicted model, not a curated record. The coding region runs from base 106 to 6936 and encodes 2276 amino acids. NCBI's taxonomy places the organism in Eukaryota, Metazoa, Arthropoda, Insecta, Diptera, Calliphoridae. The transcript is spliced from 9 exons.